GGCUCCGGGUCGGGGCCCCGGUAACUUUAUCCCAGGCAGGGUGAACAUCACCAUUAAAGCUGUUUUUUAAGUUAUCGUCCCUGCAGAACCGUCUGCACCAUGAGAUACUCGUAUGCUGAGAUCUCCAGUAACUAGUAUCAUCUGGAGUACAGACACAACAUCAGAAUUAAACUGCUCAGCAAAAACAAAUAUGGCUUUAUGUUAUGAAGUAAAAAUGUAAGUGAAACACAGGAAGUGCAAUCAAAAUAAAACAGGUGGGAGCUGGUCUCACUGUUUCUUACAUACAACCAAGAAUCAAUAAGUAAAACUUUGUUUACAAAAGCUGUCAUUUAUGUUUUAUUGCUGUUUUAUUAAAGCUCAAAGUUUUGUUGAAGCGGUGUUUCAGGCUUUGAGGGUCAGUUAGCAAAGUGACCAAAAGUCUGUGGACACACCUUCAUGUUCAGAAACCAACAUCAUCAUUAUCACGUGGUCCACCUUAACUCAGCUAGCCAAUCACAGCACAGCUCUGAGAACUCCGAGUGCCUCACCUGACCCGGAGAGUGAAGGGUUAAACCCUGCAGAACCUAAAAAAACACACACACACACACACACAGUCAUGUUGUGCAACAGUCUGAAGCAACACAGCUGAGCAGGGUGGAGUGAACAGGAAGUAGAGAAGAAGCAGAGUGGGAUCUGCAGGGCGGUGCACUCUUCUGGACAGACAGACUGCACGAGGGUGAGCCUGUGGAGUGUGUGCGUGAGAAUGAGUGGUGGUAAAAAGAGGAGUGGCUUUCAGAUCACCAGCGUGACUUCAGAGGUGAACCAGAGUCCAGCAGACCAAUUGUCUCCUAGCGCUGUCCUGCCCAUCAUCCAAUCAGAGGUCUCUCUGCAGUCCCCCCUCUGCAGCCCUCAGGGAAGCUCCUCCCAGCCAACCACACCCUCUCUGAAGAGGAAGUAUGUCUCCCUCGAUGGCGGGCAGGGGGCGGGGUCUUCCUCCAGGUUCAGGGUGGUGAGACUAGUGAGCGGAGCCGGCGGCGGAGGCCGGGGGGAAUCGUAUCGUCGCGGGCGAUGGAUGUGCACAGAGUUCACAGAGCGGCAGGAAGGCCCGGGGUUCAGGCGGGUAAUGGACAGCAUGAGUCUGUCCUCAGGCUGUCUCACUCUCAGCCUGGCUCCCCCCCUGCUGGACUGUACCAACCCCCUCUGACCCCCGCUCAGACGCCGUCAGGCUUCAGCCUGGACCGCACCAUGUUCGACCUGCCGGGGGACGCCAG
Haplochromis burtoni (Burton's mouthbrooder) is the source of this 1250-nucleotide messenger RNA. RefSeq lists its product as uncharacterized. The record is from RefSeq and is a predicted model, not a curated record. Lineage: Eukaryota; Metazoa; Chordata; Actinopteri; Cichliformes; Cichlidae.